Panicum hallii is the source of this 1009-nucleotide messenger RNA. Its product is annotated as formin-like protein 14. The transcript has a single exon. Lineage: Eukaryota; Viridiplantae; Streptophyta; Magnoliopsida; Poales; Poaceae. The coding region runs from base 150 to 764 and encodes 204 amino acids. The record is from RefSeq and is a predicted model, not a curated record.
CGGGCUCCAGCUUAUAAACCGGCCGGUCCAGGAGAGCUCGCGGGAAUCCACCUGCGAAAGCGAGCACACGCAACGCAAGCAAGCGCGUCAGUGCCCGGUGAUUCCGUCGAUCGAGCUAGAGCUAGCUAGGCGAAGCCGCGAAGGCGGCAAUGGAGGGAAGAGGAGGUGCAGGGCCGCCGGCCGCGCUGGUGUGGGCGAUGGCGUGGCUGCUGGCGUGCGCGGGCGUCGUCGCCGGGGACGACCAGCAGGGCGAGCCGGCGGACACGAACCAGCUGUGCGUGAGCAAGUGCGGGACGUGCCCGACGGUGUGCACGUCGGCGCCGCCGACGAUCCUGCCGAUGACCGCGCCCCCGCCGCCGCCCCUCGCGCUGCUGCCGCUGUCCGCGCCCCCGCCGCCGUACCUGGAGCUGGUGCUGCCGCCGCCGCCGGCGGCGGGAGACGCGUCCGACGUGCUGCCUCCGCUCACGCCGAUGACGUCCCCGCCGGAGUCCCCGUGCUCGACGCCGCCUUCGGAGCCUCCUCCGUCCUCGUCGCCGUCGGAGCCUCCCCCGUCACCGCCGCCUCCACCGCCACCCAAGAGCAGCGGCGGCGGCGACGGUAGCAGCGGGUCGCACUUCUCGUCGCCGCCGUCCCCGCCGUCGUCGUCCAACCCGUACUACUACCUGUACCUCUCCGGCGGCGGCAAGGCCCGCGGCGGCGCGUCGAGCGCUCGCACGGCGCUGGUCCUCGCCGCGCUCCUGCCCCUCGUCGCCUUCUUCAAGUGACCGCAGGCACUCCGUUAUUACUAGCAAUCAUUCUCAGCUGUUCAGGCAGGCAUUGCGCGCGCGCGCUGCUUUUUCUUCCUCGUUUUGGCAUCCGAUUCGAUGAUGAUCUCUGGACUGGACCUUGGCGGUGUCAGAUGCUUGCAUGCAGAUAGUAGUAGUAGCUGUUGAUCGUAUUGACGUUGCUGUACGUACCUUAAUUAAUUUGUAAAGUGAACUCUAAUGAUGGUCCAGUGUGUUUUCUCUUU